AUGCCUCAGUCUAUUGUCUUUGACAAUGGACCGCAGUUUGAAACGCCUAAGCUCCGAGAAUGGCUGGCCGACCAGGACAUUAAAGCUCACUUUGUUGUCGUUGCCCAUUCUCAGGCAAAUGGGCAGGUAGAAGCCUUCAACAAAAUUCUCUCAAGUGGCAUAAAAAAGAAGCUAGACAAUGCCAAAGGAUUAUGGGUAGAAGAGUUACAGUUGGUUCUUUGGUCAAUUAGAACGAAGACCAAGAACUCAACUGGCGAAACUCCAUUUAUGCUGGUCUAUGGCUCAGAAGCCGUCCUUCCCAUUGAAAUUGAAGAACCAACUCUGCUAGUCAUGCUUUAUUCAGAGGACGCCAACUGGGCUGCUCUUCGCACAUCUUUGGAUCAGGUUCCUGAAGUUAGGGGAAAUGCUCUACUAAGAAUGCAGUUGUACAAGCUACGAAUGGCUCGAGAGUUUAACAAAAGAGUGGCUAGGCGGCCAUUGAAAGAGGGAGACCUCGUCCUGAGUAAAAUGGAAGCAGUCGUCCGGGCCAAAGAAAUGGUUGAAAAUGAUUAG
This is a messenger RNA of Beta vulgaris subsp. vulgaris (sugar beet), 552 nucleotides long. RefSeq lists its product as uncharacterized. Gene Ontology annotation, biological process: DNA integration. Gene Ontology annotation, molecular function: nucleic acid binding. The record is from RefSeq and is a predicted model, not a curated record. Lineage: Eukaryota; Viridiplantae; Streptophyta; Magnoliopsida; Caryophyllales; Amaranthaceae. The coding region runs from base 1 to 552 and encodes 183 amino acids. The transcript has 2 exons.